Messenger RNA from Leptomonas pyrrhocoris, 2317 nucleotides. Its product is annotated as putative protein kinase. Gene Ontology annotation, biological process: protein phosphorylation. The transcript has a single exon. The record is from RefSeq and is a predicted model, not a curated record. Gene Ontology annotation, molecular function: protein kinase activity; ATP binding. Gene Ontology annotation, cellular component: nucleus. The coding region runs from base 905 to 2317 and encodes 470 amino acids. NCBI's taxonomy places the organism in Eukaryota, Euglenozoa, Kinetoplastea, Trypanosomatida, Trypanosomatidae.
AGAGAGCGAAAAAAAAAGGUAAGAAGGAAAAGCACGGUUUCACGUAGAGCGUCUUUCGUGAGCGUCUGUAUCUUCAUGUCGAGUUCUCCUUGAUUUUGGUCGCACGUUUCUUUCCCUGCACACCUUCUUUGGGUUUGUUUGUUUGUUUUUCGCUUCGUUGAUUGAUCUCUCCUCUCUCUCUCUUUUCCUCCGCCCCAGAAAGACUGCCGCGCUUGAUACUCCAGAGAACAGCACUGCGACUGCGAAACUAUACGACGUGUUUUUUUUUUCAUUUUGUCACCCCUCCGUUUUUAGAUCUCCUUCGGAUUCUUUUCUUCUCCCUUCUCACGCCUUUCCUUCUAUACCCUCGUACCCCGAUAUAUUUAUUUAUAUACGCCACUUUUCCUUGUAUGAUUAUUAUUUGCCCUCACAUCCUUUUCUCACGCACCUUUCUAGAUCAUUUUUUUUUCUUAGUUUGUUGUCCCCGGUGUCCUUCCUUCUGAUCACUGCUGCUCUUUGUUUUUGUUGUUGUUAAAUCUUUCAGAGCCCCGCAGUACCUUUCUCUCUCCUUGAGUUAUCUUCGUAGAUAUACAUAUAUUUAUUGUUGUGGGUGUUAGUUUUUAAGGUCUUUCGACUGCUUUGGUUUCGAGCAUCGCCUGUAGCUCGUUCUUUUACCUCCUUAGAGCUGUUUUAUUAUUAUUGUUAUCAUUUGUUUUUCACUCCGUCGUCUCCGUCACCUCAGCCGCCUCUCCUCCCAAGAGUGGCAACGAGCCCCGACUUCAUUCCGCCGUUUUCCUGAGAGUGCAGCGCGAUACGUAGUAAAGAGGUUUUUCCCCUUUCUCUUCUUCAAAAAAAAAAAAUAAUAAUAAUAAGAUAGCCGUUUCAAAGUAGUACCCUUCCUUCCCUAUUCGCAUUGCUCUUCACAAUGGCCUCUCUACACAGCCGUCUCGCCCCUGUCACGAACAUCAACAACAGUGCCUACACCAUUACCGCAGGGGCGCCGAUUCUGCGUAAGCCCGACAUGGCCUUAUCCAAGUCUUCCUACAACAACACGGCCACCACGGCUACCACGGCCACCAGCGGCACCUCGCAAGCCGUGCUGGCGAGUCGGGAAAGCCGUGGGGAGGAAACAAAUGAGCGCCGCUCGGGCAGCAAGCGGGACCACGAGACGUCCGUGACGACAGACCAAAACCCUCAAGAGGCGUCGAAGUCGGCCCCGCCGCGCCGUCGACAGAAAAUCACGUACACGCUGCCUCACCAGAACAUGGAGGAGGGCCACUUCUACGUCGUGCUCGGCGAGGACAUCGACGUGUCCACGCAGCGCUUCAAGAUCCUGUCGCUGCUGGGCGAGGGCACCUUCGGCAAGGUCGUCGAGUCGUGGGACCGCAAGCGCAAGGAGUACUGCGCCGUUAAGAUCGUGCGCAACGUCCCCAAGUACACCCGCGACGCCAAGAUCGAGAUCCAGUUCAUGGAGAAGGUGCGCCAGGCGGACCCGGCGGACCGCUUCCCGCUCAUGAAGAUCCAGCGCUACUUCCAGAACGACAGCGGCCACAUGUGCAUCGUCAUGCCCAAGUACGGCCCCUGCCUGCUGGACUGGAUCAUGAAGCACGGCCCCUUCAGCCACCGCCACCUCGCGCAGAUCGUGUUCCAGACCGGCGUCGCGCUCGACUACUUCCACAGCGAACUCCACCUCAUGCACACGGACCUCAAGCCGGAAAACGUUUUGAUGGAAACCACUGACACUGCGGUCGACCCGGUGACGAACCGGCAGGUGCCGCCGGACCCGUGCCGUGUGCGUAUCUGCGACCUCGGUGGCUGCUGCGAUGAGCGCCACAGCCGCACCGCCAUCGUCUCCACGCGCCACUACCGCAGCCCCGAGGUCAUCCUCGGCCUCGGCUGGAUGUACUCGACGGACAUGUGGUCCAUGGGCUGCAUCAUCUACGAGCUCUACACCGGCAAGCUGCUGUACGACACGCACGACAACCUCGAGCACGUGCACCUGAUGGAGAAGACGCUGGGCCGCCUGCCGAGUGAGUGGGCCGGCCGCUGCGGCACGGAGGAGGCGCGGCUGCUGUACAACUCGGCGGGCCAGCUGCGGCCCUGCACGGACCCCAAGCACCUCGCCCGCAUCGCGCGUGCGCGUCCGGUGCGGGACACGGUGCGCGACGACCUGCUGUGCGACCUGAUCUACGGCCUGCUGCACUACGACCGCCAGAAGCGGCUGACCGCGCGCCAGAUGGCGACGCACCCCUACGUGCUGAAGUACUACCCCGAGGCGCGCCAGUCGCCCAGCCACCCCGACAACCGCCCCACGCUGCGUCCCCCGCCGAUUAUGUGA